AUCUUACUUCCACUUAUACCAUCUAGUCCAGCUUAUUACAAACUAGCUUUCCCAGCGAUGCCUUCACUAGUCCAACCUGCUAUCCUGUUAGUCUCUGGUGGCUGCCAUGUGCCCGCUCAUUUUGGCCCUUUGCAAGGUGUUCUCGAAGCAUACGGCUACGAGGUCAUCAAUCCACGCCUAGCCACCAACUCCCUUUACCCUCUUGAUGGUAAUGCCUUUGAACAUGACAAAGCCAUGUUAACUGGAAUUGUCGAGGCUUUGGCAAGUCAAGGGAAGGAGAUUAUCGUGCUAAUGCACUCUUUCGGCGGCUUCUUAGCCACAGACGCAAUGGCUGGUUUAGGUGUUAGGGACCGCGCAGCAGCAGGCCUUAGAGGCGGCGUAAAAUGGAUGGCGUACAUGUGUGCCUUGGUCCCUAUCAAGGGAGAGACUGUCGUGGAUAUACUACAGAUUGCGGGGUCAGCGGCUGGCAUAAAACCAGCUGAAAUCUACUCUACUGAGAUUAGUUCCUAUCCAAGAGAUCCUGCGCAAAGUUUCUACCAGGAUCUUCCACCAAAAGCGCAAGAACAUUGGGCCAGUCUGAUUACUGGGUCCGUGUUUGAAUCUUUUUCCCAGAAGACAGUUAACGAGGCGUGGAGGAACAUUGACGUUUCAUACAUGCAUACCCUUCAGGACCAAGCUCUGCCACCGGAAACUCAAAAGGCAAUGGUCGAACGAAUCAAGGGGAUGGGCAUACCUGUCAAGGAGAUUUUUGUUGAUUGUUCUCAUUCUCCCUUCUUGAGUCGAACACAGGAUGUUCUCAAGUGGAUCAAUGAACUAGCUGGGUUGUCAAAGUGGAACAAGGCAUUAUUGUAGUUAGGAUUAGGAUCAACGUAGUUCACAAGCGAGCUGAUCACGACCUACUCGCUCGUCAACGUCG
Molecule: messenger RNA, 916 nt
Organism: Bipolaris maydis ATCC 48331
Lineage: Eukaryota; Fungi; Ascomycota; Dothideomycetes; Pleosporales; Pleosporaceae
Product: Alpha/Beta hydrolase protein
Source: RefSeq, a predicted model, not a curated record